AUGGAAAUCGGAAACUUGAGCCGUCUGAUAGAGUUUUCGGCUUGGAAUAAUGAUUUGGUUGGACCUAUUCCAGCAGCUGGAAGAUUACAGCGGCUUGAAGGUUUAUUUCUAUAUGGAAACAAACUGCAGGGAUCGAUCCCAAACGACCUCUGUGAGUUAAAGAUGAUAUAUAAUAUAUCACUUCAUCGUAAUUUACUUGAUGGUUCAGUGCCAGCAUGCUUUGAUAAUUUGACUGCUUUAAGAUAUCUGAACUUAGAUUCCAACAAACUGAGUUCCAACAUUCCAUCGACCUUGUGGACACUUUCGAAUCUGUUGGAACUCAAUUUGUCAUCGAAUUUUCUCAGUGGCUCUGUCCCGUUAGAUGUUGGGAACUUAAAGGUUUUGAUCAGCAUGGAUUUAUCCAGGAAUCAGCUGUCAGGUAACUUGCCAAGCACCAUUAAUGGCGACCUCAACGGUUUGAUUUAUCUUUCAUUUGCAGAGAAUUCAUUGCAGGGUCCAAUUCCUGAAUCUUUCGGGCAUUUACUUAGCUUGGAGUUCUUGGAUCUCUCGAGAAACCAACUUUCUGGAGUGAUUCCCAAGUCCAUGGAGGCGCUCUCCCAUCUCAAAUACUUGAACGUCUCUUUCAAUAGACUCGAUGGUGAAAUCCCGACAGGAGGACCGUUCCAAAACUUGUCAGCCGAGUCGUUCGGGUCAAACGAAGCUCUUUGUGGUUCGCCUCGACUUCAGGUGCCACCAUGCAAAGCUAGCUCCCAUCACAGAUCGAAGGAGGCGUCGGUUCUUGUGCUGAAAUACAUCUUACCAUCUAUAGCAUCUGCAAUGUUGCUACUGACCCUUAUUGUCAUCCUUAUGAGACACCGUAAUUCGAAACUAAAGGUUCCGAAUCUAGAAACUCCAUUGCCACUGGCAACAUGGAGAAGAAUUUCUUAUUACGAGCUUCGAGUUGCAACAGAUGGAUUCAACGAAAGUUGCUUGAUUGGUACCGGAACUUUUGGCUCGGUUUAUAAAGGCACUCUAUCAGAUAAUACAACGGUUGCAGUAAAAGUUUUCGAUCUACGUAUAUAUCGAGCAUUCCAGAGUUUUGAUUCAGAGUGUGAAGUAAUGCGGUCCAUUCGCCAUCGAAAUCUGGUUAAAGUCAUUAGCAGUUGUUCCAACGAGAAUUUCAAGGCUUUGGUACUCGAGUACAUGCCGAAUGGGAGCCUUGAAAAGUGGUUAUACUCUCAUACUUCCACUCUAAAUAUUGUACAAAGACUCGACAUAAUGAUCGAUGUUGCAUCGGCUCUUGAACAUCUUCAUCACGGUCAUCAAACACCGGUGAUCCACUGCGAUAUGAAACCCGAAAACGUGUUACUCGACGAAGGUAUGGUGGCUCAUGUGGGUGACUUCGGGAUUGCCAAGCUAUUAGGAGAAGGAGAAUCCAUGAAACAGACCAUCACAAUGGCCACAAUUGGUUACAUGGCACCAGAAUAUGGAACAUCAGGGAUCGUUUCUACCGAAGGCGAUGUGUAUAGUUUUGGCAUAUUACUUAUGGAGAUGUUGACACGAAAGAAGCCUACCGAUGAAAUGUUUACCGACGAGUUAAGCUUGACGGAUUUCGUGAAGGAGUCGUUGUUUGAUUCUCUAACGAACGUUAUCGAUGCAGCUAUACUCCAGGAAGGGGAGGUACAUUUUACUGCAAAAGCCAGUUGCAUAUCGUCAAUGCUAGAAUUGGCCUUGGAUUGUUCAGCAGAGUCACCUGACAGAAGGAGAAAGAUGGUAGAUGUUGUGGCCGAACUCAAAAAGAUCAAAAUCAGGUAUCUAAAAGAUGUACAAAGACCGGUAAGAUGA
Hibiscus syriacus is the source of this 1824-nucleotide messenger RNA. RefSeq names its product receptor kinase-like protein Xa21. The record is from RefSeq and is a predicted model, not a curated record. Bases 1 to 1824 code for a protein of 607 amino acids. Gene Ontology annotation, molecular function: ATP binding; protein binding; protein kinase activity. NCBI's taxonomy places the organism in Eukaryota, Viridiplantae, Streptophyta, Magnoliopsida, Malvales, Malvaceae. The transcript has 2 exons. Gene Ontology annotation, biological process: protein phosphorylation.